AUGGGCAUCUGUGAGUCGAUCCUGGAGCGGAAGCGGCACGACAGCGAGAGGUCCACAUGCAGCAUCUUGGAGCAGACAGACAUUGAAGCUGUCGAGGCUCUUGUUUGCAUGAGCUCCUGGGGUCAGAGAGUCCAGAAAGGUGACCUGUUAAAGAUGAGACCCCUCACACCUAUCUCCGACUCUGGGGAUGUCAGCAACAGCGUGCUGAUGGAUGCCACCGUACCUGAGCUGCCAAAGGACUUCCACUCUUUUUCAACUCUGUGCAUAACUCCUCCGCAGAGCCCGGAGCUCAUGGAGCCAUCCACAGGGACACCUGCACCCUCCCAAGUAACGGAUUCCAAAGCGCCCUCCCCGGCAGGGAUGUCGGUGCUCAGCGGAAGCGAGGAGAAGGGCUCCCUGGAGCCUGCCCCCAGCCUGCUGUGCAGGGCUAUGGCCACGAGCGUGACCCGUCACACUGGGCUGAGUCCCGCCCCGGCCUGCUUUCCCGCCACCCAGGCUCACGAGCAGCGGUCAGCCACGGGCAGAGAAGGAGCGGCGCGGUCUGCGGGACGCGCUGGGCGUCCUGAGGCUUUGGCGGAUGCACACCUGGCAGCAGAUGUCCUCACCACUAACUUCCUUUCCUGUCAGCCUCACUUGCACUCAUUGGAAGGCCUGCUGCCCGCCUCCCAAGGCCAGCAGGCCAGGUGGCCCGCGGCAGCGCAGGCCUGCUCACCAAAGAAAGUUGAAAAUGACUUACCAAGGAAAAGCACCCCUGUGGUUUCCAUCCCUGUCGCCAGCCCCCCUGUCCUUUGCCAAAUGAUCCCCAUGUCCGGACCGAGCACCGUGCUGUCAGCUAUCCUGAAGCCCCCCCUCCUGCCAUCCUCGGGGACUGUCAAGCCCAUCCUACCCCAGGCCACGCCGGCGCCUCCGCAGGUGCUCGUGGGCCCGCCUGUGCCUCAGGGAAGUGUGAUGCUGGUGCUGCCGCAGGCCACCUUUCCCCAGCCUGCCGCCUGCCCGUCCAGCGUCGUGGCUAUUGGCAACACCAAGUUGCUGCCCCUGGCUCCUGCCCCGGUGUUCAUUGCCUCUAGCCCAAACUGUGCCCCUCAGGUAGACUUUUCCCGAAGGAGGAACUACAUCUGCAGCUUUCCUGGCUGCCGGAAGACCUACUUCAAAAGCUCCCACCUCAAGGCCCAUCUUCGCACACACACGGGAGAGAAGCCCUUCACCUGCAGCUGGGACGGCUGCGACAAAAAGUUUGCGCGCUCAGAUGAGUUGUCCCGCCACCGCAGAACGCACACGGGGGAGAAGAAGUUCGUGUGCCCCGUCUGCGACCGGCGCUUCAUGCGCAGCGACCACCUGACCAAGCACGCCCGGCGCCACAUGACCACCAAGAAGAUCCCGGGCUGGCAGGCGGAGGUGGGCAAGCUGAGCAGGAUUGCCUCGGCAGAGGGCCCCGGCAGUCCCCCGCCGCCCUUGCCAGCCUCCGCCUGAGAGGCAGCACUGGACCCACCACCGGCCGGCGCGGCGACUGCGCUGCCUUGCUUUUCUGGCCAGGGCCUGUGUCUUUUGUCGUUUCAGAAGGGUUUUGUUUGGUUUUGUGUUUUAGAGGAAAUGGAAGAAAAUUUGACCGUCUGAAUCACCAGCACUCAAGCAAACAUUUCGGCAAUAAAGUUUACAAAUUCUGGAUUAUUCGCAACCUUUCUAUUCAUGUUUUGUAGAAAUGAGACAGGGUACUAAUUUUUAUACUUUUUUAUAAAAAUAUUUAUAUUGUCGGUGCUCCAGUCACCAGUUUCUAGAUAAGAUGAUUUACAGCCUUUUUUUUCCUGUGUUCAGUAACAACGUUGUAUAAUGACCCCACUUUUAGGAAGCUUGGUGCAUUGUUCAGAAGUUCUGAGGUCUAAAAAGCUCUUUUAGACCUCAGAACUUUCUGGAAUCAUAACUGGUGAGUGAGGGUCUCUUAAAAGGGAAAAAUACAUUUCCUAGUCAACUGACUAGCAUAGUAGCUUCUAGAGAAUCCCAUGCCAUAGUCCUGCAGCCCAAGGAACAGACAUCCCAGCUGGCUAGGACUCGUCACCUGUGUCCAUGGUGCAGUGUUUGAGGGAUGCCGGAGAGUCGUCGGGUCCCUGGCCAGCUGUGGCAGGGCCUGGGCAGGGCCCGCAUGACCCGCAUAGAGCAAGGGAG
Dipodomys ordii (Ord's kangaroo rat) is the source of this 2160-nucleotide messenger RNA. RefSeq names its product Kruppel-like factor 11 (gene Klf11). The record is from RefSeq and is a predicted model, not a curated record. Lineage: Eukaryota; Metazoa; Chordata; Mammalia; Rodentia; Heteromyidae. Bases 1 to 1470 code for a protein of 489 amino acids. The transcript has 3 exons. Gene Ontology annotation, molecular function: RNA polymerase II cis-regulatory region sequence-specific DNA binding; DNA-binding transcription factor activity, RNA polymerase II-specific. Gene Ontology annotation, biological process: regulation of transcription by RNA polymerase II.